Molecule: messenger RNA, 264 nt
Organism: Cantharellus anzutake
Lineage: Eukaryota; Fungi; Basidiomycota; Agaricomycetes; Cantharellales; Hydnaceae
Exons: 3
Coding region: 1-264 (87 amino acids)
Biological process (GO): mitochondrial respiratory chain complex IV assembly
Cellular component (GO): mitochondrial inner membrane; mitochondrion
Source: RefSeq, a predicted model, not a curated record
AUGGCCGGGCCCAACUUGGAAGUGUUUCGCUUUGGCUUUUAUGUAUUUUUUCCUAUCGUGAUGAUGUUGCACUACGGAAAUCCGGAUUGGUUCGAGAAACACGUUAUCCCCGCGAGGGAUCGUAUGUUUCCUCCUUCGGAACAGACCAAUCCCCCAACGGACCCUCAUGGAAUCAAGGAAGAGAUAGCUCGUCUGAGAGCCGAGCGACUCGCUCGACUCGCUCGACUCGCACCUCGGGGUGGGGGGAGCUCUCCGUCCCAAUGA